CUUGAACACAAAGCCAAAGCAGCGAAAGGAGGAUAAUGGUUCCUUCCAGAUUUUCCGUUCUUUCAAUACUUGUAGUUCUUGUGUUAACACCAUCUCGGAUGGGUUCACAUCCUAUUCAGGAUCAGGAUAGGUUUCUACAGUGUCUAUCUAGAAAUUCUGAAUCGUCCAUUCCUUUUUCCACUGUCUUGUAUUCUCCUAUUAACUCUUCCUUCACCGCUAUUUUACGUUCUUCUGCUCAAAACCUCAGGUUUACAUUGCCUUCCCUGCCGAAACCUGAGUUUAUCUUUACUCCUUUGGAAGAAUCUCACAUUCAAGCUGCUGUAAUUUGCUCAAAACAGCUUGGAAUCCACCUUAGAGUCCGCAGUGGAGGCCAUGACUAUGAGGGACUCUCUUAUGUUUCUGAAACUGAUACACCUUUCGUUGUUGUUGACAUUGCUGAGCUUCAUUCUAUUAGUGUUGAUAUCGACAAUAAUAGUGCAUGGGUUCAGGCAGGUGCCACAAAUGGUGAACUCUACUACAGAAUUGCUGAGCAAAGCACAACUCAUGGCUACCCGGCUGGUACCUGCACAAGUUUAGGUAUUGGUGGGCACAUUACAGGAGGUGCAUAUGGCUCCAUGAUGAGAAAAUAUGGGCUUGCUGUAGACAAUGUCAUUGAUGCGCGUAUAAUUAACGUUCAUGGAAGAGUUCUUGAUCGACAAACUAUGGGAGAAGAUCUAUAUUGGGCAAUUAGAGGAGGUGGAGGAGGCAGCUUCGGAAUAAUUACUGCUUGGAAGGUAAAAUUGGUUCCAGUACCAUCAACUGUGACUAUAUUUACAGUUACCAAGUCCUUAGAGCAAGGUGCUACUAAGCUCUUAUUUAGAUGGCAACAGGUUGCUGAUAAACUUGACGAGGAUCUCUUCAUCAGAGUCAAUAUACAGACAGUUAAUGUCAGUAACAAAGGUGGAAGGACUAUAACGACUUCCUAUGAUGCCUUGUUUCUUGGUGAUGCCAACAGACUUCUCCAAGUAAUGCGAGAAAGCUUUCCUGAACUGGGUUUGGCAAGACAGGACUGUAUCGAAACAAGCUGGAUCAAUUCUACUGUAUAUCUUGGUGGCUACACCAUCAAUACAUCUCCUGAAGUUUUACUUCAAAGAAGAAAUAUAUUGAAGCACUACUUCAAAGCCAAGUCAGACUUCGUUAGACAACCUAUACCUGAAACUGCUCUCAAAGGGUUAUGGGAAAUAAUGUUAGAAGAAGACAAUCCAGCUAUAGUUCUUACCCCUUAUGGUGGAAACAUGGGCAAAAUUUCCGAAUCUCAGACUCCUUUCCCUCAUAGAAAAGGUACCUUGUUCAUGAUCCAGUACUUGGCCAAUUGGCAAGAUGCGAAAGAAAAUGUUAGAAAACAUACCGAUUGGACUAGGAUGGUUUACAGGUACAUGAAACCUUAUGUUUCCAUGUUUCCAAGACAAGCAUAUGUCAAUUACCGGGACCUUGAUUUGGGAAUAAACAAGGAGACGAACACAAGCUUUCCAGAAGCAAGUGUUUGGGGCACUAAGUACUUCAAGGAUAACUUCUACAGACUGGUACGGGUGAAGACCAAAGUUGAUCCUGACAACUUCUUCAGGCAUGAACAGAGCAUCCCAACUCUUCCACAUCAUAUGAGGAAAAGAAAUUGAAGAGACAUUGGUCAAGGACAGAGAAAGGUUCCUUGGAGGAUCACAGUAGUGUCUAGUUUCUGACCUCAAUUUCUUUCAAUAGUUUAUCUUUCUAGAUUAUGUUAAAUAAAAGUUGUUGAUGCUGCAGUAAGAUGUUGCAAGAAAGUACAUACUCGAUAUGAUUUUAGUGAUGUUGAACUUUUCUAUGUUGCAUAA
Messenger RNA from Populus trichocarpa (black cottonwood), 1850 nucleotides. Its product is annotated as berberine bridge enzyme-like 15. The transcript has a single exon. Lineage: Eukaryota; Viridiplantae; Streptophyta; Magnoliopsida; Malpighiales; Salicaceae. Bases 36 to 1655 code for a protein of 539 amino acids. The record is from RefSeq and is a predicted model, not a curated record. Gene Ontology annotation, molecular function: oxidoreductase activity; FAD binding.